Molecule: messenger RNA, 824 nt
Organism: Copidosoma floridanum
Lineage: Eukaryota; Metazoa; Arthropoda; Insecta; Hymenoptera; Encyrtidae
Source: RefSeq, a predicted model, not a curated record
AAAUUGAAAAAAGUUUUAAUGUACAUAAAGUCGCUCCAGAUCCAUUAGUGUCUUCUUGUUUCGCGCAAAGCAGACAUGACGAGAACGUGGUUGGUGCUUUGUUCUUUAUUCGUCGUUUCGUUAGUGCUUGUAACUUUGGAUUGCGCUGAGAUACCAGUAAAUAAAAGAUUGAAUGCAAAAAGUAGAUUUUUCAUCGCUAAAUUAGCAGGCAGUUUCGAGAGAAAGAGACGGUCUAUGAAUGAAAAUGAUAACGAGAUGCCGUUAAAGUACAGUCAACCGAUAGGUGGCCUAAAUGACGUGUACGAAAAUCCGCAAAUCUCUCGCUCGGGUGGUCCUGGAUUCGGAAGCGCGGGAGGAUUACAGAACCAAUUUGUGGAUCGUGGACAACAGUGGUCGAGGGUCGACAAUGGGGAUGGUAAUAAUCACAAUCGAGCGGCGAACCGUCCGAUGAACCAAAUGGUGUUGUGCUUCGUGUGUACGCCAAUGGAAUCGUAGAUAUUUUUUCGCGCUAGUGCAAGGUUAUUGUGUUACAUGAAGUUGUAUAAAAAUGGUAGUUGAGAAUAAAUUAUUAAUCAUUAAGAAAUAUGUAACGUCUUUAAAAGUUGAAUGUGAUAUUAUAGCUGUUUAAUAAAUGUAGACUGUUAAGAAAAUAGUUUUUUAUAGACACUUACACUGGAAAAAAAAAAAUAAAAAAUUUGUGCUAGAAUGGUAAUUUGGUACUGUUUGGUCGUUUAGUGACUUUUUAUUACUGUAGUAAUUUUUAUUUUUUUCUCUAAAUAAAUUUGAAAUGAUACAAAAAAAAUUUUAAAACGACUAACUUGAAA